Nicotiana tabacum (common tobacco) is the source of this 863-nucleotide messenger RNA. Lineage: Eukaryota; Viridiplantae; Streptophyta; Magnoliopsida; Solanales; Solanaceae. The record is from RefSeq and is a predicted model, not a curated record.
GUUCUUCCUUUUUCUUUUAUUCUUUUAUUCUCUAUUCUUUUUUCCCCACUAAUAGCUUACUGCCACUACUCUCUUUCUACUGAAAAUCCUGAAGAGAAAAAAACAAAGACCAAAAUUGUCUUGAAGAUAUUUCCAGUUUUAAGAUUCUGGGGUGGGUUCUAAUUAUAGUGUAGUCAAUUCCCUGAUUGACGGAUUUGACAAACUUUUUACAAAGACAAAACCCUUUUUAAUUUGAAGAUAUGUUGAAAGGCGGUUGGGUUAGUUUCUGUUGUUUUAACCCACUUGUCCUACAAUAAAAGUAUCACAAACCAAACUCUUUGUUUGUCCUGUGUUUUUUUAACUAAUAUAGGAAAAUCUUUUUUCUGCUCUGCUUUAGCUUCACUUCCACACUGUUAGAAUAUUCCCUCUUUCUAUCUGUUCUCAAAAGGUAUAGUUCAAAAUUGAUUGACUUGUGUGCAGUGUUGGAAAAGAUGAAUGGUGCUGUUUUAGUUGCGCUUGCCGCAACCAUUGGAAACUUUUUGCAGGGUUGGGAUAAUGCUACUAUUGCUGGAGCUGUUGUAUACAUAAAGAAGGAACUUACUUUGGAUGCUUCAGUGGAAGGACUUGUUGUUGCUAUGUCACUCAUUGGAGCGACGCUUGUCACAACUUGUUCUGGAACCAUAUCGGACAGCUUUGGUCGUCGCCCUAUGCUUAUCCUCUCAUCCAUGUUUUAUUUCCUCAGUGGCUUAAUAAUGUUGUGGUCACCUAAUGUUUAUGUCCUGCUUAUAGCUAGACUCUUAGAUGGGUUUGGGAUUGGAUUAGCGGUUACACUUGUCCCAUUAUAUAUUUCUGAGACUGCUCCAUCGGAAAUACGAGGGUACUGA